This is a messenger RNA of Aedes aegypti (yellow fever mosquito), 1756 nucleotides long. Its product is annotated as putative fatty acyl-CoA reductase CG5065. Gene Ontology annotation, cellular component: peroxisome. The transcript has 8 exons. Lineage: Eukaryota; Metazoa; Arthropoda; Insecta; Diptera; Culicidae. Gene Ontology annotation, biological process: long-chain fatty-acyl-CoA metabolic process. Bases 138 to 1646 code for a protein of 502 amino acids. Gene Ontology annotation, molecular function: alcohol-forming very long-chain fatty acyl-CoA reductase (NADP+) activity. The record is from RefSeq and is a predicted model, not a curated record.
CAGUUUUUCCGUCUGAUCAGUUGAGUCAACGACUUUGCGCUGUUCAGACGCCCAAACGUGGUCGGGUUUCGUGAUCGUGACUGGUUUUGCGCGUGUUGUUUAGCUUUGCGUAUUUGGCUUAAUAAACAAAGGUCAUAAUGUCGCUCACUCCAGUUCAAAAAUGGUACGCUGGAAAGACAAUAUUUGUCACAGGUGGAUCCGGAUUCAUGGGAAAGGUACUUCUGGAAAAGCUGUUGUAUGCCUGUUCCGAAAUACGCACGAUUUACGUACUGAUUCGUCCGAAGCGUGGAAAGGUCCCUCAAGCACGCCUUGACGAGUGGUUCAAGCUACCGUUAUUUCAACGUAUUAAAAACCAAAAACCCGAAGUGUUCAAAAAACUGGUUCCUAUACAAGGUGAUAUCACAUUCGAUGGAUUGGGCAUUUCAAAAGACGACGUUGACAGGCUCGCCAACGAAGCUGAAAUAGUUUUUCAUUGCGCUGCGACGCUCAAGCUGGAAGCAAACCUGAAGGAUGCCAUAGAAAUGAACACAGUUGGCACGAAGCGAGUACUGGAUUUGUGCAAACAGAUGAAGAAACUGCAAGUUUUGCUACAUCUGUCAACGGCCUUUUGCUAUUGCGAUAAGGAAGUAUUGAAUGAACGUGUGUAUGACUUCCACCAUAGCCCGUAUGAUCUAAUGCGAGCAAUUGAAUGGAUGGAUGAGAAGACACUCGAUCUCAUAACACCUAAUUUACUGAAGCCGCAUCCCAACACAUAUACGUACUCUAAACGACUGACUGAAUGUCUUGUCAGGGACAACUAUCCGCAACUGCCCGUUUGUAUAGUGCGGCCAAGUAUCGUAUGUCCUGCUGACAAGGAACCCGUGGAAGGAUGGGUGGAUAAUUUGAAUGGUCCUGUUGGAAUCAUGGUUGCCGGAGGCAAGGGUGUUAUGCGAUCAAUGUUGUGCAAUGGCGAAUACAAUGCAGAGGUCAUCCCAGUGGACUUGGCCAUCAACGGUUUGAUAACAAUCGCGUUCACUAUUGGACAAAUGAAAGAAAUGCCACCAGAAAUUCCGGUAUACAAUGUAACAUGCCGAGAAACCAAACGAACGACUUGGAAGGAAGUGUUGGAAAUGGGGAAAGCAACCGCUUAUGAAUAUCCGUUUGAAGCUGGCGUAUGGUAUCCUGAUGGUGGAAUCACUACAAACAAAUUUUACCACACAUUUUGUGUAAUUUUCUUCCACUGGCUCCCAGCAUAUUUCAUAGAUUUCUUAAUGCUCUGCUUCGGGCAAAAACGAUUCAUGUGCCGCUUCCAGACUAUGAUUUCACAAGGGCUCGAAUUACUUCAAUUUUUCACGACGCGCCAAUGGGACUUCAAAUCGCAUCAAUACCAAUCCAUAGCUAAAAACCUUACACCAGAGGACUUUGCAUUAUUUGAUAUGGAUAUCGACAAAAUCGACACGAAGGAAUAUCUCAAACGCAUCAUUCUCGGUGGAAGGCAAUAUUGCUUGAAGGAACCCCUAUCCACACUGCCGAAAGCACGAAUGCAGCUGAAAGCUUUGUGGGUUUUAGAUAAAGUAGCAAAAGCUUUGAUGCUUUGGCUUCUGGUUUGGGGAUUACUGAAAAUAACAGGAUUUAGUGAAAUUUUCGGAACAGUGGAUGUCAACUGAUUGUUACUGUUUAAAAGCAGAUAUUUUAGUUAUUUUGUGUCCUUUGAUUUCAACUCAGUUAUGUAUCGGGGUGUUGUUGGUCUGAAUAUAAAAUAUAAAAUUGACAUCAA